UAAAUAAUGUAUGAGUGUUUCAGUACUCGUGUUAGUUUUGGAUUACCGCUUAAACAUAAGAUUACGUUAUAUGAGUUUUCGAAGAGGCAUGUGUUUCUCAACCACGAAGUUGCUAGGCGCCUUUUGUUUUCAUUCCUGAUGUUACAGAUAUGUCAAGCGUGCUAGCAUCUAGCUCUAAACUUUUUGUGGAUCAACUUUUUACUACGCUGGCUAAAUUAAGUUAGUUGUUGUAUCUAAAUACGGGAGCUAGAUAUAUUUGAUUUGUUGUUGUGUUUAGUGAUAUAUUCGGAGAAGCUUCUUAAUUUAUCAUGAGAUACAUUAUUACAAUGGAGGUGGAGGAGGGGAAUAACGUUACAGAAGUUUUCGUCCAUAUGCUAUUUAGCCUAUCAACUGCUAGUUUCUUAUCCUAGCUGUUGGAUGUAAUAUCUAACUUGAAACAACUAACGUUAGCAUAUCUGGGGUAGCGUCCGUUGAGUCGGUAACAUUACAUUACCAACGUUGGUUUUCAUGGUCAGACAAGGACUGCUUGAAAUCAGUAAAGAUACACUCUUGCUUUCUAGCACUACUGUAAGUAAUAGAAGCUACAGUUAACGUUAUGAAAAUGUAUGUGAGUGAUGAUGGCUAACGUUACAUUAUCAGGUUACAAACAGUAACGUUAUUUCACGUUUAACAGGCUUAACAAGCAAUAACGUGUAUUUAGUCUUAGCACUUCGCACUGUUUAUAUAAACCUGAAGCUACAGCAAAACCUUUGGGAUUGACAAACAAUUCAAAGUCAAACUUACAGCUAAUGCCAAACCAUGGAACUGUACCAUGUAUUGGAGAUGAUAGGAGAGGGCUCCUUUGGUCGAGUUUACAAAGGUCGCCGAAAGUACAGCGGGCAGGCGGUGGCGCUCAAGUUCAUACCAAAAGUGGGUCGCUCAGAGAAGGAGCUUCGCAGCCUCAAAAGAGAGAUUGAAAUCAUGAGAGGAUUAAGACAUCCCAACAUAGUAUUGCUCUUGGACAGCUUCGAGACUGACAGGGAGGUGGUUGUAGUUACAGAAUAUGCUGAAGGGGAGCUGUUCCAAAUACUGGAGGAUGAUGGCAGCUUACCUGAGAGCCAGGUACGUGCAAUUGCCUGCCAGUUGGUGUCUGCCCUGUACUACUUGCACUCCCAUCGGAUUCUUCAUCGAGACAUGAAGCCGCAAAACAUCCUACUUGGGAAAGGAGGAGUUGUGAAGCUGUGCGAUUUCGGCUUUGCCCGUGCUAUGAGUGUGUCCACUCUGGUGCUGACCUCCAUAAAGGGAACGCCACUCUACAUGUCCCCGGAGCUGGUGGAGGAGAAGCCCUAUGACCACACGGCUGACCUCUGGUCCCUGGGCUGCAUCCUGUACGAGCUCCACACUGGAGUGCCCCCUUUCUACACCAACUCCAUCUUCCAGCUGGUGCAGCUGAUCGUCAAGGACCCCGUGAAGUGGCCGGAGACCAUGAGCCCGGGCUGCACGAACUUCUUACAAGGUUUGUUGACGAAGGAUCCCCAGAGAAGGCUGUCAUGGCCUCACCUCCUUCAGCACCCGUUUGUUGCUGAUGAAGUUCUAGUGCUCUCGGACGAGGGUUCAUCCAGUCCACUGACCGUCACUCCCAGUCCAGAUGUGCAGGCCCAGAAGCAGCUGCAGACUGCCGAGAGGACGGCUCCCUCCGCUGGGGAGAGCAAGCUGCUGCGCAAAGCCAGGGAGCAGAGGGACAAGGAGAGGCGAGUCAGACAGGAUCAGAUGGGAACGUCUAAAGCGGUUCCACCAAAUCAUACCCGCUCCAGAACUGCACCAGCUGGGAAAACCUCCUCUGACAACUCCACCACCGCCUGCCCCCAGUUACAAGCAAAUAGCACAAGGGUCAUAAGGGUGCAUUCGGCUCCGAGUAAAGGUCAGAUCAGCAGGGACUACGAUCGGGAGUUCCCCUCGGUGGAGGUCGGCCCCAGGCAACUGCUGAAGUGCUCCGGGUCAAAACAAAGCAACCUGGGCUCCGUGCGGAUGGACAGUGAGGACAUUGACAGUGAUGAAGAAUGGCAAAAGUUUGCUGAAGUGACGGAUUGGACAUGUCAGGUUUUGGCCAACUCAAAUAUUUUAUCCCGCCUGAAGGGAAAACUGCUUGCUUCCAAAGAAAAGCUGCUGGAUGGCAUGUUGGAAGGUGCGAGUCAGAUUCGGGAACCCCUCCAGGUUCUGAGAAAUGUUUUGAUCUCUGACCCAGAGCAAGCCCGCCAUGUUUGUCAGGAAGUUGGUCUGCCACACUUCCUGUUUGAUCUCAUCGAGGAUGUUCUUGGCAACACAGUAGUCCUGCAGCAGGCCUGGAGUGGAGCAGUCUUGGGAGACCUGAUGACUGUGCUGCUGGUGUACUGGGCAAGAGAUCCGGACUGGGAAGUCGCAGGCAGGAGACUGGAAGAUCUCUCCAAGCUGUUCCUCCCAGUGUUGCUGCGUCCCUGCCCGCACCCUCUGGUGCCUCUAUCAGCCUCAGUUCUGACCCUUUUCACACAUCGUGGUGUGCAUGUGGAGGUUGGGAUGGACAGGCUGAUGCUCAUGUUGAAACAUUUGCUGACAGACCCUGAAGAGUUCUACCACCUCCCAACCCCCCACUGGGGCAUCUGUGAUGGGUUACUCUCACUGUUGCUCUAUACAGUCUCAGAGGGUGAAGUAGACUCUUUGUCUGGCCUGUUGGACUCUGAUGUUUGGUGCCAUCUAUGGGUAAAAGUUGGAACCUCACUGGAAAAAACAACGAAGAGGAACUUUGUGUCUCUCAAUGGACUGCACGAUCUCCUGUCUCUGGCCACGCUUGCCUUCAGCCACGAGCCGUACAGCUGUGUCCCUCUGCUCUCCGACAGCUCGACCGCCUGCGUGUCCACCCUGAGCCAUCUGCUGAACGCUCGCCGUGGCGAGCUGACUGGCAGCAGAGGCGGCGAGCUCUGGGGCGACGCGGGCGCCAGCAACCUCCCUGUGAUGAGCUGCCACCUGCUCUGCUUCCCCUUUGCCCUCGAGUUGUCUCCCGAGAAGAUGGCACAGCUCCUCCAGUGCUAUCACAGUGCCAGCGUCGUCAAGGGUCUUGUGCAGGUCAUCCAGUCCUUGCCCCCGUCCUCCCUGCUGGAGCUGCCCCUCACCUUGCUGUGCCGUCUGUCGCUGUGCAACCCUCAGCGCUCCGUGCCCAGCUUCACCGCCGCGGCCUGGGACCGAGGCUUCUUCUCUGCCGGGGACGCUGGACCGGCGAGGACUGAGCAGAGCCACGACCGGUCACAGUCACAGUGGUCAGGGAGCGGAGCGGGCCGGUCCACACGCAACCCGCUCCCCACAGAGAGCAGCGAGGAUCCGUCAAAGGACAGCAGGAUGAGGGGAAAUGGUGGUCACCACCAGCCAAAAGACAGGACACAGCAGGCCAUGGGGAGGGCAGAGCAAAUGUGGGGAGGAGAGGGUGUGUCCAUCAAAGACAGCCUUGACCAGCACAGUGCCCAUGUAGAGGAGAUUAUGGACAGUUUAGAGAGCUCCAACCUACUCAGUGAGCACAGAGCCCAGGUUAAGAGGACCCAGACCCAAUUCAGAGUUGGUUUAAACCAGUCCAGAACCGUAGAUCAGCCCACAGGGAAGCCCAGCCAAGCUAGUGCCAUGGGGGCAGGAGACCAGCCCAUGGAGCCCGCUCGGGUCCGGACAGCCAGCGCUCUCCUGCUGCUCCUCCUGGAGGAGGUGUCCCUGUCGGGCUGCGCGGCCGAGCUCCUCUCCCUGCUAUCGCAGGUGGCCCGCAGCUCCAUCCGCUCCUCCCUGCUCCUCAUCCCCCUGGAGCCCGCCACGCUGCGCACCGCCCUGGGCCACCCGGAGGACAGCGUGCGGGCCGCCGCCUGCAGCCUGCUGGGUAAUCUGGACCCCCUGGUGGGGUGGUCCACGUCGGACGCGGACGUCCGCCUGGGUUUGGCCGCGCCGCCUGUCCUCCUGGAGGACCUGGUCAGCUGCUUGCGCGACCCGUCUCCGUCCGUGAGGAAGAGGGCGUGCCGGGCGGUCGGGACGUGGCUGGGGCUGAUCGCGCUGGCGGGGCCAGGAGAAGGGACGCUAGGCCAGUCCCACGAGCUGAAACUGGACAGAAAUGCAGGCGCUUCAGGUGGCAGCUCCCUGGCCCGAGCGAGGGGGAGAGUGGACAGACGGGGCAGCACAGGCACAGUCACUGGGGGGGGGACGGGACGGGGUUGAGGGAUGGACGGAGGUGGCGCUGGGCGCGGUGGCACCGCUGGCGUCGCUGCUCCGUGACCCGGACUCCCUGACACGCCAGCA
This is a messenger RNA of Alosa alosa (allis shad), 4281 nucleotides long. It is a transcript of the gene stk36, whose product is annotated as serine/threonine kinase 36 (fused homolog, Drosophila). NCBI's taxonomy places the organism in Eukaryota, Metazoa, Chordata, Actinopteri, Clupeiformes, Clupeidae. The record is from RefSeq and is a predicted model, not a curated record. Gene Ontology annotation, biological process: protein phosphorylation. Gene Ontology annotation, cellular component: cytoplasm. Gene Ontology annotation, molecular function: ATP binding; protein kinase activity.